Anolis sagrei ordinatus is the source of this 1236-nucleotide messenger RNA. RefSeq names its product tescalcin (gene TESC). Gene Ontology annotation, biological process: positive regulation of granulocyte differentiation; protein localization to plasma membrane; regulation of cell adhesion mediated by integrin. Lineage: Eukaryota; Metazoa; Chordata; Lepidosauria; Squamata; Anolidae. The record is from RefSeq and is a predicted model, not a curated record. Gene Ontology annotation, molecular function: calcium ion binding; phosphatase inhibitor activity. Gene Ontology annotation, cellular component: nucleus; plasma membrane; cytoplasm.
UGGAGAGCGAGUGGGUCGGUCUUCCUCAUUGAGGCGAACCAGGAGGGCUCUUGGACCCUGAGGAAGCCACACUGUCCUCUGUCUCUCUUUCUGUGCACAUUAUCAUCAGUGGCUCAUGCUUCCUCAAGAUUUAAACUCCGCCACUGCACAGUGCACACAAGUCUGGCAGAUUCCGCUGAGAGACGGCACCUGCUGUCAGCCCUUAUUUGGGUGGCCCGGUCCAUUGCUCUCUCCAACUUGUCCUCCUUCCAGGGGUCCAUCAUCAUCACCACCACCACCAUCCCUCCCCUCUGGGCCCAACUUGGGAGUUAAGUGGAUUUUGCAGAAGCUGCACCCACAGUGUCAGAGCAAUGGGUUCUUCCCACUCUAUGUCAGAAGAAAUCCGGGAGCUGGCCAACAAGACCGGCUUCACUACGGAUCAAAUUGAGAACCUGCACCGGAGAUUCAAGCAGCUGAGUGGGGACCAACCAACAAUCCGCAAGGAGAACUUCGAUCGCAUCCCUGACUUGGAGUUCAACCCAAUCCGGUCCAAAAUUGUCCAUGCAUUUUUUGAUAGGAGGAACCUGCAAGAAGCCUCUGUGGGGCAGGUGGACGAGAUCAAUUUUGAAGACUUCCUGACCAUUAUGUCUAACUUCAGGCCCAUUGAGAUGAAUAUGGAUGAAGAGCAAUUGGAUCGCUUCCGGAAGCAGAAGCUGAAAUUUCUCUUUCACAUGUAUGAUGCAGACAGCGAUGGGAAGAUCACUCUGCAGGAAUAUAGGAAUGUUGUGCAAGAGAUGCUCUCUGGGAACCCGCAUCUGGACAAGGAGUCAGUGAGGUCCAUCGCAGAUGGCGCCAUGAUGGAAGCAGCCACCAUCUGUGUAGGACAAAUGGAACCAGAUCAAGUAUAUGAGGGAAUCACCUUUGAAGACUUCCUUAAGAUUUGGCAAGGAAUAGACCUAGAGACCAAGAUGCAUGUCCGCUUCCUGACCAUGGAGCCCAUUGCAAUGUGCUACUGAUGGAGAAGACAGUGGAUGGAAAAUGCUGGUGCCUUUACAGAUACCUGGAGCAAAACGUCAGGUAGUCAAUACGGGUCCAAGGAGGGUUGCGUCUCCCAGAGUGGUCAAGCCAGAGGGCCACUGGUUCCACCAAACAGGUGGUGCCUUUGAUCUGAACUAGCUUUACAGAUCGUAAUGUAGGCAAAUCAUGAGACAAAAUCUGAAAAUAUUAAUUAAAAACAAGUUUUAUUUUUAAACCCUG